Molecule: messenger RNA, 642 nt
Organism: Mesitornis unicolor (brown roatelo)
Lineage: Eukaryota; Metazoa; Chordata; Aves; Mesitornithiformes; Mesitornithidae
Product: occludin-like
Exons: 5
Biological process (GO): positive regulation of transcription elongation by RNA polymerase II; snRNA transcription by RNA polymerase II
Cellular component (GO): transcription elongation factor complex
Molecular function (GO): cis-regulatory region sequence-specific DNA binding
Source: RefSeq, a predicted model, not a curated record
ACAGCCACGCUCGCCUACUCGGAGAAGCCGACAAGCCCCAUCACCGCGCCCCCCUACAGCCCCCCCUCCUACACCUACCCCCCCGAGAACAGCUACUACCCUGCUGGGACCUAUGGCAGCCAGGGGGGAGUGACCGGGGACCAUCCUGACCGGGCACUCAGCCCCAGCCUGCCGGAGGAGAAGCCACGGGAGCAGCCCUCCAAGGCCCCUGCUCGCCGUGGCCGCCGGCGCCGCCACAACCCUGAGCUGGAUGAGUCACAGUACGAGACCGACUACACCACGGCUGUGGAGUCUGGCGACGAGCGUGACCAGGACCAGUGGGCCAGCCUGUACCCCCCCAUCACCUCGGAUGCCACACGGCAGCAGUACAAGCAGGAGUUCGACACGGACCUGAAGCGCUACAAGCAGCUCUGCGCUGAGAUGGAUGGUGUCAACGACCGCCUCAACCAGCUCAGCAAGCGGCUCGACAGCAUCUCCGAGGACAGUCCCCAGUAUCAGGACGUGGCAGAGGAGUACAACAGGUUGAAGGACCACAAACGGAGCCCUGAAUACCAGAGCAAGAAGCUGGAGACCAAGACCCUGCGCAACAAACUCUUCCACAUCAAGCGGAUGGUGAGCAACUACGACAAGGUGCGGGGGUAA